GGGCGGCUCAGUCCUCCACUGCCAGGGAGCAGAGCAGAGCCCAGCCUGGCCUCAAACACCAAUGGGACCAUGAACUCCAGCCACAGCUUCAUCCAGAGCGGCUCAGCCUCCCCGCAUGGGACAGGAGCUGGCCGCAGCUGGCCUAGGAGCUUCCCCCGGGCCUCCAGCGUCCAUGGUGGUGCAGGGGGCAUCCGAGUCUCUCUUUCCUCCUCCAGGCCGAGCUGCCUGCCCCUGGGAGGGUCUUGGGGAUCUGGAAGGGGUGGUCCCCUUCUAGGUGGAAAUGGGAAAGAGACCAUGCAGAACCUCAACAACCGCCUGGCCUCCUACCUGGGCAAGGUGCAGGCGCUGGAGGCCGCCAACCAGAAGCUGGAGAGCUGCAUCCUGCAGUGGCAUCAGGAGAGAGAUUCCGUCAGCAAGAAAGACUAUUCCCAGUACGAGGAAAACAUCAGCCACCUGCAAGAGCAGAUAGUGGACGGCAAGAUGACCAAUGCUCACAUCCUCGUUCUCCUCGACAACGCCCGGAUGGCGGUGGACGACUUCAGCCUCAAGUAUGAAAACGAGCACUCCCUAAAGAAAGACCUGGAGAUUGAAGUUGAGGCCCUGAGAAAGACCUUAGACGACCUGACCAUUGUCACUACAGACCUGGAGCAGGAGGUGGAGGGGAUGCGGAAAGAGCUAAUCCUCAUGAAGAAGCGACAUGAGCAGGCAGUGGAGGGGCGCUCUGUGCCUGAUGACUUCAAGGUCAGUGUGAAGGUGGAGGCAACGCCUGGGGAAGAUCUGAUCAAGGCGUUGGAGGACAUGAGGCAGGAAUAUGAAUUUGUAAUAAAGAAGAAGCACCAAGACUUGGACACUUGGUUCGAGGAGCAGGCCUCCCAGUCAGCGGCUGCGUCCCAGGAGGUGCCCGGUCCCGCUGCCUUGCAGGGCAACCAAAGCAACGUCCACGAGCUCAAGCGCACUUUCCAGGCCCUGGAGAUUGAUCUGCAGGCGCAGCACAGCAGGAAAUCCACCCUGGAGAGCAUGCUGUCGGAGACCCAGUGCCGGUACUCCUGCCAGCUGCAGGACAUGCAGCAGAUCAUCUCCCGCUACGAGAAGGAGCUGCUGCAGCUACGCCACAACCUGGAGCGGCAGAACAACGAAUACAAGGUGCUGCUGGGCAUCAAGACGCACCUGGAGAAGGAAAUCGCCACCUACCGCCGGCUCCUGGAGGGCGACAGCGAGGGGGCAAUGCAAGAAUCUAAGUCCAGCAUGAAAGCAUCUGCAGCUCCCAAGAUCAAGGCCAUCACUCGGGAGACUGUCAAUGGAAGAAUAGUUCUUUCUCAAGUGAAUGAGAUCCAAAAGCAUGCUUGAGGCCAAUAAAAGUUUCUGCCUGUUGUAAAAACUAUCUUUCCCCAAAGGAAGGUCCUUGCCUAGACACUGAUGGGUGAGUCCUAAAAGGUAUCCUUGGAGUUAUCAGCUCGGAAACUUCCAAUAUUUUUCUCUAUAACAAUCUCAUCCGACUUCCCCUAACGUUUUUGACAGACUGUUGAACUUUUCAAGUCAAAGUAUAAAUUUAUGAAUUGAAAGCUCUACUUGCCAACUGCGGUCUUCAGAUUCCCAUCAAUGUGCAUCUGGUUUGUAGCCAAUAAAAACUGUACACACUC
Heterocephalus glaber (naked mole-rat) is the source of this 1640-nucleotide messenger RNA. RefSeq names its product keratin 23 (gene Krt23). Lineage: Eukaryota; Metazoa; Chordata; Mammalia; Rodentia; Bathyergidae. Gene Ontology annotation, cellular component: cytoskeleton. The record is from RefSeq and is a predicted model, not a curated record. Gene Ontology annotation, biological process: epithelial cell differentiation; intermediate filament organization. Gene Ontology annotation, molecular function: structural molecule activity.